This is a messenger RNA of Propithecus coquereli (Coquerel's sifaka), 2063 nucleotides long. RefSeq names its product NEDD4 binding protein 3 (gene N4BP3). The transcript is spliced from 4 exons. Gene Ontology annotation, cellular component: cytoplasmic vesicle. Lineage: Eukaryota; Metazoa; Chordata; Mammalia; Primates; Indriidae. Bases 31 to 1653 code for a protein of 540 amino acids. The record is from RefSeq and is a predicted model, not a curated record.
AAGCAGCUGCCUGUGCCCUGUUGAAACUUCAUGGCCACAGCCCCAGUGCCUGCUGACAUUGCCAUGGGCAGCGUGGGCAGCCUAUUGGAACGGCAGGACUUUUCCUCUGAAGAGCUACGGGCAGCACUCGCCGGGUCCCGGGGCUCCCGCCAGCCUGAUGGGCUCCUCCGGAAGGGCUUGGGCCAGCGUGAGCUCCUCAGCUACUUACACCUCCCCAAGAAGGAUGGCAAGACCACCAAGCGGGCCCCUCGGAAUGAGCCUGCUGACUAUGCCACCUACUACAGGGAACAUCCUUGGGCUGGUGACUUCAGUAAGACUUCUCUGCCUGAGCGGGGUCGCUUUGACAAGUGCCGAAUUCGCCCAUCUGUGUUCAAGCCUGCAGCGGGCAACGGGAAAGGCAUCCUGUCCACGCAGGGCCUGGCAGCCCAUAAGGGCCAGAAGCUGUGGCGCAGCAAUGGCAGCCUGCACACGCUGGCCUGCCACCCGCCCCUUAGCCCAGGGCCCCAGGCCAGCCAGGCCCGUGCGCAGCUGCUUCACGCCCUCAGCCUGGAUGAGGGCGGCCCCGAGCCUGAGCCCAGCCUGUCUGACUCCUCCAGUGGGGGUAGUUUUGGCCGCAGCCCUGGCACUGGCCCCAGCCCCUUCAGCUCCUCCCUGGGCCACAUUAACCAUCUUGGCGGCUCCCUGGACCGGGCCUCAAGAAGCCCCAAGGAGGCCGGGCCACUGGCUGUGCUGAGCUGCCUGCCCGAGCCACCGCCGCCCUAUGAGUUCUCCUGCCCCACCGCCGAGGAGGUGGUGGCUGUGCUGCCGGAGACCUAUGAGGAGCUGAAGAGGGGCCUUGGUGUUGAGGAUGGCUCCAGCGCCUUCACGCAGGUUCUCGAGGAGCGCCAGCGGCUGUGGCUGUCUGAGCUGAAGCGCCUGUAUGUGGAGCGGCUGCACGAGGUAGCCCAGAAGGCCGAGCGCAGCGAGCGCAACCUCCAGCUACAGCUGUUCAUGGCCCAGCAGGAGCAGCGGCGCCUGCGCAAGGAACUGCGGGCUCAACAGGGCCUGGCUCCCGAGCCUCGGCCCCCUGGCACCCUCCCAGAGGCCGACCUCAGCACACGACCAGAGGAGGAAGCCCGAUGGGAGGUGUGCCAGAAGACAGCGGAGAUUAGCCUCUUGAAGCAGCAGCUGCGGGAAGCCCAAGCGGAACUGGCCCAGAAGCUGGCCGAGAUCUUCAGUCUGAAGACGCAACUUCGGGGCAGCCGGGCACAAGCCCAAGCUCAGGACACAGAGCUGGCCCAGCUGCGGGAGGUGGUGCGCAGCCUGCAGGAGCAGGCCCCUCGGGAGGAGGCCCCAGGCAGCUGUGAGACUGAUGACUGUAAGAGCAGGGGGCUGCUGGGGGAGGCAGGAAGCAGUGAAGCCAGAGAUGGUGCUGAGCAGCUGCGAGCUGAGCUGCUGCAAGAGCGGCUCCGGGGCCAGGAGCAGGCGUUGCGCUUCGAGCAGGAGCGGCGGACUUGGCAGGAAGAGAAGGAGCGUGUGCUACGCUACCAGCGGGAGAUCCAGGGGGGCUACAUGGACAUGUAUCGCCGCAACCAGGCACUGGAGCAGGAACUGCGGGCACUGAGGGAGCCCCCCACGCCCUGGAGUCCUCGGCUCGAGUCCUCCAAGAUCUGAGGCCAGUAGAAUGAGCCGACAGCAGAUACACUGUCAGAAGGCGCCCUGAGACGCCGGCUCAGCCCUCCCUUACACUGGUCUAGGGCAGCACCUGCAGAGGCCAGCCCAGGGCUGGGGAGGCCCGUGGAGAGGAGGGAUCCAGUGGGGCUGUGGGCUGGGCAGGGUGCCUGCAGCAGGAGCCAGGGCAAGGCCCUCCUGGUAGAAGAGCACCCAGGCAGGGCCCAGCCCUGCUUCCUGGAGUGGGUGUGGCCCAGGGCAGGAGGCUGGGGAGUCUGGAGCCCGGCAGUGCAGAAGGGCAGUGCAGAAGGGCAGGCGUGAGGGAGGGAGGCUGCAGCCCUGGGCCAAGGCCAUCUCCACAGAAGGAGGCUGGGCUGGGAACACUGACCUCCCUCGGAAUGAAACCAUGUUUU